Naumovozyma dairenensis CBS 421 is the source of this 4716-nucleotide messenger RNA. RefSeq lists its product as uncharacterized. The transcript has a single exon. Gene Ontology annotation, molecular function: ATP binding; nucleic acid binding. The coding region runs from base 1 to 4716 and encodes 1571 amino acids. The record is from RefSeq and is a predicted model, not a curated record. NCBI's taxonomy places the organism in Eukaryota, Fungi, Ascomycota, Saccharomycetes, Saccharomycetales, Saccharomycetaceae.
AUGUCAGACUUGAAUAGCCAAAGUAUUAAUGUUUCUGAUCGCAUCAGUAUUGUUGAUGGCUUCUUUGUUAUGGUUGAAACCAGUGAAAACAAUGUUACCAAGAAAGUUAUUAAGAAUUAUGAAACCUCAACCUGGAAGUUAACUAACAAAGAAAUCACCAUGGUAUCAAACUAUAAAGAUCGCCUAUUUGAUAUCACUAGCUAUCAUACUGAAUAUCCAAACUCAGAAUUGAUUCCACAUAACAGCCAUUUGUUGUUUGAAAAUUGUACCACUAUUGAAAAAAAGUUCUAUCCUACUAACGAAGGCUUUAAAUCAGUGAAUUCAAGAACUUCCAAAAAAGACAUCUCCGAAUCUCAAACCUACUCAGUCAUUCCUAUUCGCCUUAAAGGAUUACCUAAUAAAUACCUGUAUUAUAAAAAUGAUACUGAUAAUAUCCAAUCUUUCCUGAACGUCACUAUAUCCAGAGAUAUUAUUCAAUCAAGAGACUCCAGUUUCUUUGAACAAGAAAUGUGUGUAGGAGAAAUUAAGUUUAAUGAAGCUGACUUACAAUUAUUACGGUCUUUCCAUGCUUACAAAAUUGAAAUGGAAAAUUUAUCUUCAGGAGCCUUUUCUGCGUGGUACCCCGAAGUAAGAAGAUUAUACCAUCGUAGAAACAUCCACCAUUCCUAUGUUAACCCCACCUCAGGAGAAGCGUUUCCAAGGAGUUAUAAGAAAGAAACAAGAGAGAAGUAUGCUAGAUUAGUUGCACCAUUUUUAUUCCUAGCCAAAAUUGUAGAUAGAUUGUCAUUUGCUACAACCGUUGCAAUUCCCGAAUAUGUUAUUGAAGAUGCCAAUUCCGUUAGUAGCUGGUUAUAUGCAGUUCACUCCGACAGUGAUUAUUCGGCUUUGUGGAUCCUCAUGAUGAGAGUUUGUUGUUUCAAUUGGACUAGUUUGACUUCUGAAAUUCCUGUUGUUCAUAAAAUCAAUGCGUAUCGUGAAUUUUUUGAUGGUGUUAAAGCCUUUGCCACUUACGGUAUCUUAGUUCGUGUCACCACUUCUUUGGACACUAAUGCCGACGAUAUGUUCUUCAACAGAAACGUAAGUGAAUCUUGGAACUGGACUUCAAAUAUUUAUCAUAGAGUUGUCCAAGCUUACCAAGAUUACAAGAAAUUCAACACCAAAGUAGUUCCUCCAGAUGCUGUUCUGAUCUCUUCCAAGAAGUUUUCGAAAGCUUACAUCCAAGUCUUUUAUAAUGAUGUAAAGAACUGUUUUGAAAAAAACCUUAACGAUAUUAGGGAGUUUUACGACAACUUGCUGCCAGUAUCUGCGGCUGCUGACUGCGUAUUGAACUCUCGCCAUGCUAUCAUGAACGAAAAUAGAAAUGUUCCCAAAGUUUCGAUGUUAUUGUUAUUCCCUUCAUUUAUUUUACAAAGAAUCUGUCCUUCAUUGAAACCAACAUGUGCACCUGAUAAGGAAUCCAUCAUCAAGAAGAUUACCGAAAUGGGUGUGUGUAUCAUGUGGAUGGUGUACUUUUCUGCUGGUGGGCCAUAUCGUUUUCCUGAAAUGCUGGUACUUAAGUAUGCUGGUAAUCAACGUAAUCUUUUUGUCGAUCCAGUAUCAAGAUGUAUUGAAAUAAUUACCCAAUAUUCUAAAAGUGGAGAUGGUAAAAGAAGUUAUAAAGUAUUGGACAAGAUGACAUCAGACUAUAUGUUUUACUAUGUUGUGGUUCUUCGUCUCAUCCUACGUUCCCAACUUGGUGCUGAUUUUGAUGGUAUGAAUUGUGAUUUAUUUGGUGAAUUAGAUGAUGACGACAGUGAAGAUAUUAGAGAGAUAGAUGUUGCCAGGCCAGCUGAUGGUCUUGAAAUGUCAUCAUUAGAGUUCACAGACAAUAUACUCCAAUCCUUUCUAUUUGUGGACCCUGCUGCAGGUACUCUUAUCAAUUAUAGACAAUUCGCCGCUUUUCUCAAAAUAUAUCCGUCCAAAGUUGAUUCCCAUAUGAGGUUAGGUUUUCGUGAGAUGCGUCAUGGUAUGGUUUCUCUGUUGAGGAAUUAUGUAGAAGCUGAUGGUGAAGAUGUUACCACCAUGGCCACAAAGGAAAAUCUGGCAGGUCAUUCUGCUGCUACAGGAACGUCUGUUUAUGGUGUUGACCACUCACGGGCUGCUGCUGGUAUGACUACUGUUGAAAUUAUCUUUGCAAUUAAGGUUAUAGCUGCUUGGCAUGCAUGGUUAGGUUUUGGUUAUGGAAAGGAUGAGUUGGUAGAAGCAGAAGGUUUAACCAACGGUCAGAAAAGAGGUUUUCCUUUAACUAGAUCCCUUAGAGAUCUGUAUCGUAGUGGGGAGAAGGUGUACGGUAAAGAUUUCAAGUUCCGUGAAGGUCAAUCUGAUUGUGCUAUGGAAAUAUACGCUUCUGAAACCCAUCUAUUUCCCAUCCAAGCUCUUCCAGGGUAUGGUAAAACUGCCUUAAUUCAACUCCCUUUGGUUGCUGUUGCUCAACAACAUAGCCAUGUCAUAUCCUUUGUUUUUGUUCCAUAUGUUGCUCUUGAGACCAAUAUGAGGUUGAGAUUGUCUACUGGUGGUUUAACUUAUGGUGCUGUUAAGAGUUUAUUUGCUAAUGGUCCUGCUGUUGCCGAAGGGGAUUUCAGGUGUAAUGUGUAUGUCGGUACUUUCAGCGACCUGGCAUCAGAUAAUUUUAUCACCAUGAUGAAUGACUGGUACACAUUAUAUCAGAAUAUUCUCUUAGGUAUGGUUGUAAUUGACGAGUUUCAUAAUCUUGUCACUGAACAAUCCUACCGUGGCUCCACGUUUAAAUCUAUCCCUGAUAUAAAUUUUUCAUUAUCUUGGAAACUAAUUUGUAUGACGGGAACAGCAGGUAAAAACCUAAUGAAAGAAGGGUUGCGCUUCAUUGGCGUUGGUGAUUCUUUAACUACGAACAUUACUGGGUCUGGGGUUUUCUAUUAUAAUUAUGUCACCUCAGUUCCGUUGGUUAAUGUCGUCAAAACUUUUGAUUAUUUUGAUGACCACGAUGCUAUUGUUCAAAAGGUUAAAUAUGUUGUUACCAAAUUUCUAACCUAUGCUGACGAUACUAAAGUAAUUAUCGUUUGCAGGGAGAAAUCAACCGUAGAGUUAUUAGGUGCCGUUACUUUUUGUGAUUCAAUUUGGGUCCAUGGGGAUUUGCCUACCGAAGUUAAGUUAAAAAAACUACAGGACUUCAUUCAGGAUUCUUCAAAACGAAUUCUGAUUGGCACAAAAUUGGUCUCAGAAAGUAUUGACAUACCUGAGGUGAAAAUGGUACUUAUUGUUGAUUAUUUGCCUUCUGUUGGAGAAUAUAUUCAAACUGCUGGGAGAUUACGUCAAGGUGGGUUGUGUUAUACGUAUUGGACCAGGAGAAGUGUAUGUGAAGAUGACAAGCAACAAGUUGAUCCCCAGAAGUGCAUCACCAACCAAGUUUCCAAAUUUUAUGGUCUAGCCAAUAUCGGCCAUCAAUUAUGUUGUGGUAAUGAUGUUAAUAUUACCCAAGAACUGAAAAAUAUGGCUGACUACACCUUAAAUGUGGAAACGACUACCAAUGAGGAGAAUGAUGGAGGAAUUGAAACCAUUGAAGUGGAACCAACCAUGGCCAAUACCAUCGAACCAGCGAAUAUUGAACUAACCAUUAACACUUUGCAUCCGCAAGUACCAAGAGGAGGGGAGUUGCAACUGGCACCCAAAAGAAGAAGAAUGAAUACAACAAAAGAUAUACUACAAAGUUUGUUUGGAAAUUGUACUAAUGUUUUUGAUUUUUCGGGACUGCCACAAGAGGCUAUCAAAUACUUACAUUUUUAUGGGGUAGGAGAAAGCUACUUUGAUUUUCCUUUGAAAAGUGCAGCUCAAACUUGCUACAAGUGCCUUGGUGAAAAAGUGGAAGGAUGUGUUUGCUGGAAAGAUAGUCAAAUUAGUAUCCGCAAAAUCGGUCUUGAAGUGUUGCUGUUGUAUAAGUCGGUUUUACCAGGUGGAUCGUUUGAUGGAGUGAAGAGGAAUAUUUUAGAUGGUGGGUUACACAGGGUUUUGAUACAAUUUGUCACAAAUAAGGUAAGUAUGAAAAAAUUAGUGGAAGCUAAAUUGUCCAAAUUCUAUACCGCAAUGAUUGGUUUCCGAAGGUUACGCUACCCAGAAAGAGUGUUCAAACAUGACGGACAGAUGACCAGCACAUACAACAUAAUGUGGGAAUCAUUACUCAAUCGUAAGUUAGAUAUAAUCUCUUUCUUUUCUACAAAGAGGAGUACGCUAACAUUGCCUGAGUUAUGGUCCAUUGUGUCAGAGUCGUCAUUUGAUGAGAGGAUUGUAGCUCUAAGAAGAGUUGGGAGUAGCAGGUACGGGAGGUACGCUUUUGUUAUUCAACAUGGCGGUAGGAUUGACUAUUUAUUGGAUGCUAUAGGUUUCGAUUAUCUUGAAUUUAUGGUAGGUUAUGACCAAAACAAAGAUUUCAAUUCCAGGAAGGAAUAUAUUGGUAGGAAUUUACCUAAAAAGGCUCCGUCCGUGAAAGUAGAACAGAAACUAUAUAUCAUGAUGCAAUUUGCUAUCUUUCACAAUGAAGAGUUUAGAGCAUUAGUUUACAGAGUAUUCCCAGACUUACCCACCGUUGGUUUUUUUAGUCAUUGGUUACAGCUCCAAAAGUUGAAGGUGACAUUUCCUCAUGACCAAAGUAGGCCGUUAUAUCAAGUUAUUGGUGCAAUGUAUUGGAAAUGGUCCAAUUUUUAA